AUGUCUGUGUGGAUUCCCAAGAUCCUGGAGCCCUACGAGGGCGGCACAGACGGCGAUGGGCUACCGCCGGCUUUUGACCUCCUCACACGCCGGGCCGAGAUUGCGCCCGACAGGUUCAAAGGGCCGUGGCACCCCAGCAAAACCUUGCCGAAGGUGUUGAAGGUCGUGGAUGCCAUGAGAAAAGCUGGCAUCAAACGGUAUGGCGUCCUGGGCGUGUGCUACGGCGCCUGGGUUGGCUUUCACCUGGCCAGAUCGGUGCCCUCCUGGGAGCUGAUCUGUGGCGCAUCGCCUCAUCCCAGCCUCCACAUGGAAGCAGUGGUAGGAGGAGAUCCUGUAGCCUUGGCGCGAGAAAUCCGGUGCCCCUGGGCCUUUUUUCCCUGCGGUGAAGCAGGUAAAGAGGGCGCGGAUCCGCCCAUGUACGACGCGGAUGGAGACGUGUUCCGCGAGCUUGAGGCGCGCUUCCCAGGCAAAAACAAGACGAAGAGGUACAAGAGCGUUCGCCAUGGCUUCUUCGCGCGUGGUGCGAUCAAAGAUGGCAACUUCAAGGCAGGCGAUGGCGAGCAAGUCAAGCGGGCAGUGGCCGAAUGCGUGGCGGACGUUUCGUCCUUCUAUCGGAAGAGAGGCCUGCUGAAGGCUGAUGCGCGCAGCUACCUUCGAAUGUUUUGCUGCUGGUGCUGCUGUUUGCAAGGGGUCAACCAUGGAAUUCACAAUGCAGAGUCCGUCACCUUCCCGGCCCAUCUCCUGGACCUGAUCGUGGGCCUCAGGGCCUACCUACGCGACGAGGCCGAGCCACCAGUUCGGCUCUCCGACCGCCGUAUGGGGAAGGCGGUGCGGCUCAUUCGCCUUGCUGCGCUGGCAGCCGGGAGCACAGAGGUCUCUGAGCUCGACCUCUUGCUGCUGCAACACAUGUGCUGGGACAAAGAGCCAUCCCAGGCCGGCGAGGUUCGGGUGUGGCUCCUGGAGCGGAUGCGCAAUGCGCACAACGAGGACAGUGAAAAGGACGUCGUAGACCAGGCGAGUUUGCGGAGCUUCCAGCUCAAGGAAGCCUCGGCCCCAGAUAACGAGUUCCUCGACGAGCUUAAGCAGCUCGGCCAAGCUUCAGUUCUUUGCAUGCGAGAGCUCUUCCGGACCGUCGUCAACGAUGGCGACAUCUCGGAGGACAAGCGCAUCCUGCUACAGAAUGCCGGCGUGCUUCUGUCGCAGGUGGAUGGGAAGACUUGGGUCAGCUUCCCUGACAACCAGGGCCAACUCAAGGAGCUCACGCCCCAGCAGCUGUCCAAGCUGCGGCCUUUCUUCAAUGACGUGGCGGAGGAGCUGCGUGAGCUUCAUGACUUCAUGCGCACAGCAUUCGGUGAGCAGGAGCUCAAGAAGCAGGAAGUGCAGAUGCUUUGCGAUGAUCAAGGCAGCAGGUUCUCUGUUGUGGGUAGCACCAAGUGCCUGGGUAUCUACAGAGUUUGA
Molecule: messenger RNA, 1458 nt
Organism: Symbiodinium natans
Lineage: Eukaryota; Dinophyceae; Suessiales; Symbiodiniaceae
Source: the annotation of a GenBank genome assembly